Messenger RNA from Asparagus officinalis (garden asparagus), 1794 nucleotides. RefSeq names its product NAC domain-containing protein 78-like. The record is from RefSeq and is a predicted model, not a curated record. NCBI's taxonomy places the organism in Eukaryota, Viridiplantae, Streptophyta, Magnoliopsida, Asparagales, Asparagaceae. Bases 44 to 1507 code for a protein of 487 amino acids. The transcript has 5 exons.
GGGCACCGAUGGCUCUAAUCCCGCUUCUGCUACUGGCCCUCCCAUGGGUGGUUUUGUUGUGUGCAGGAUAUUCCAGAAGAGCGGCUCUGGACCACAGAAUGGGGCCCAAUAUGGGGCACCCUUCAUCGAGGAAGAAUGGGCGGAGGAAGCUGAAGAUUUCCUUUUCAAGACGGAAGAGGUAUCAACAUGUGCUGGUGGUGGUGGGCAGGAAUAUGUUCAAACCAAUGAUUUUGAAGAAGAGAAACAAGAUCUGGGUGAUCAACAUAAAAGUGCGGCAAGUGUUACUCUUUUACAGGCGCAGUCUGAGGGGCAGGACUGUGGAAGUCAUGCAGAUGACCCGACUGUCUUACUUGAGGAGAUACUUAACUUGGACACUUAUAUUAAUGAACCUGGACUGCAGGAUGGCUUUAAUAGCAGUAAUGACAUGGGAGAAAAUUCUGGAGGCAUGGUAGAACAGUCGCACAGCCCUUCAGGCCAGAAUGAUGGAUAUCUGGAACUAAAAGACAUUUUUGCUGAUUCGAAUGGUCCUUGUAAUACCAACUUGACUGAUGUUCUACGUGUGCACAAUGAUCGUUCUGUGGACAAUGGUCUAAAUGAAGCUAACACUUGGUUGGAAGCAGAUGGCGCUGAAGAACUGAAUAAAGUCUGUCAGCCAGCUGAGGCUAUGUAUAGUCUGCAUCCUGAUGACUUUCUUAAUUCCGAUAUGGGUGGUUAUCCUUCUGGUCAGCUCGCGGAAGAGGAGGUUGUGUUCUAUGAUGCACCGAGUGACGAACCUCCUAGCAAUGAAGAAUAUUUUUCAAAUAUGGAUGGCAUUCAGUUCUCACCUGCAGCUGACUUAUCUGGUUUUGAUAUGGUGGAUGAUUUAAUGGCUUACUUUGACGCUACAGACAAUAAUUUACAAUAUGAUGUGGGCUCCGAGUUUGUAGCCCAGUCGAAUGCCGUUUCGGAGGUUGAAGCUGAUGCUUAUCCCACAAGCAAAACAACAGUACAGGUUCCAGGGACAAGCAUUGAAAGGGGUGCUUCCUCAUCAUUCACAGGUCCCACUAAGGAGUUGGAACGUGUAUACGAGGAUAAGGCUGCUGUAACAGAUAUGCAAGUGGGUAAUACUUGGAAUAACUCGCUUAGAAAGCGUGUUGUGGACAUGUUGGGCUCGAUCUCAGCACCACCAGCUAUGGCUGAAGGUUCAGUUAAAGGAAAAGCUGCUCUAUUUGCUUCAACAAACUCAUCUAGCUCUGUUCAAGUUUCUACUGGUAUCAUCCAAAUACACGGCAUAACAGUAAUGGGAAGUAGUGAAGAACACUGGACUCUGCAGAAGAAUGGAGACACGAGCUUCCUCCUUUCCUAUGGCAUGGCUGCUAACGGGAGAUCUUUAUGCUUCGAAACGAGCAAGAGGUUGCGGGGUGGAGCGCUGGGUAUGCUGCUUAGAGGCGGGGUCUAUCUCUUUGGCCUCUCGGUACUGGUUCUCUCUGCGAGCCUCAAGGUGGGCUUGUGUGUUUAUACCAAGUGAACGAGUAGUGUUGGUUGAUUAUGGUACUCUCUCUCUGCCAGCUUCAAACCGAGUUUGCGUUAGUUGAUUAUAUAGUAAUGAAUCUAGGUGGUUAAAUAAUUUUAUGAUUUAUAGUGGGUUUCCUAAGGAUUUGGUAAGGAUGAAGGACCAACAAGUCAUUUAUAACUUUUUGCUACGAUGUGUAUUACUAGCUCUUCAUGUUGUAACCGAAGCAUUGAGACUAACGGUGUAACUUUAUAAAUGACUCUUAUAGUAUUUUGAUACCUAAAAUUGCGUUCAUGCUCAAA